Ornithodoros turicata is the source of this 2228-nucleotide messenger RNA. RefSeq names its product protein OS-9-like. The transcript has 14 exons. NCBI's taxonomy places the organism in Eukaryota, Metazoa, Arthropoda, Arachnida, Ixodida, Argasidae. Gene Ontology annotation, cellular component: endoplasmic reticulum lumen. The coding region runs from base 118 to 2013 and encodes 631 amino acids. Gene Ontology annotation, biological process: endoplasmic reticulum unfolded protein response; retrograde protein transport, ER to cytosol. The record is from RefSeq and is a predicted model, not a curated record.
UGCGUGGAUACCGGUGAAAUACAGCCAUCUUUUGUAGUUGCAGCUUUCGCUUUCGUAUUAUUGUGGUACACGUAAGGUCUGCGGUAAGGUAAGGUAGCGUAGGCGCAGUUAGGGACUAUGUUCCGUUUGUUGACACUUCUACUGAUAUCUUCGUAUGAUGCUCUCUGCUUCUUAAACUUGGAAGAGAUCAGAAGCUUCAACUAUGAUAUUGAUAUUCUCAGCACGCCAGUCAAAACUGGUGAAGAGACAAGACAGUCGGUGAUGCUUAUGACUUCAAAAUUUGGUCAGGAUUAUCAGUGUUCAUUACCAGAAGAGCCUAGCACUUCUGAGUCUGCUGAUGCUUCGACAGAUGAAACUGAUGUGCCAAACGUUAUAAAGCUUUUAGAACCCUUGAGAAACGGGCCAUGUCUGACCAAGACAAAGAAUUGGUGGACCUAUGAGUUGUGUUAUGGGCAGUCAAUAAAGCAGUUCCACAUUGAAAAUGGAAAGCCAGAGGGUGCCAUAAUUUACUUGGGGCUUUAUGAGUCUGACUUUGACUGGAACAAUUUGACAAACCUGGAACAGCUCAACAAGUCAGGACAGCAAAAAUAUCACAGCCAAAUAUACAAUCGAGGAUCCAAUUGUGACAUAACAGGCGUCCACAGGAGAUCCGAAGUUCGGUACUACUGUGAAGAGGACUCUGCUGACUAUAUCUAUGCUGUUGAAGAGCCAGAAACAUGCAGCUACAUCUUCACCAUUCACACUUCUCGAGUGUGCUCUUUUCCACCUCUGAAACCUCCUGCAUCACCCAAGCCUCAUACAAUCCAUUGUAGUCCACUCCUGUCUGAAGAGCAGUUUCAAAAGUACCUUGAAAUCAAAGAAAAGGAAAGAAUAGCAGAAGAAGAGAAAAGGAAGAUAUGGCUCCUUGAACAGCAAAAAAACUUGGCUGCCAUUAAAGCCAUUGUCGCGAAAAAGCAAGGUGUUGGAGUGUCUGACCAGGAACCUGCGGAAGAUGUCGGUGCAAAUGACGAUUCCGAGCAUGACACAUCUUCUGCUGUUGAACAAGAACGUGUGCAAGAAAAUCAAGGUGUAAAUGAAGAAGAAGAAGAACAUGCCGACAUGUCAGAAAAUGGGGAAGCUGAUGUGGAUAACCAGCAUGCUGCAAGCGUAGAUGGGCUUCCAGAAGAUACAGACACAACCAUGCAGGACACAGAAGGGAAUGAUGCUGAACAUGCAUCGGCUGACGCAAGGGGCGAGCUGGGUAGUGGUAUUGCAGAGCAGUUCAAAGAACUGCUAAAUGAAGCAGAGCAAGAGCUGCAGGAUGAAGCAUAUGGACACUUCAAGGAGUCAUACCUCAAGCUGGACUCAACCAUUGAGCGACUAAUGAAGCAGAUCAAUGAUGCAGAGAAAACUGUAGCCAAAGGAACGAGUCAGCCGGACAAAGCCUCACCCGAAGAACACAGUGGUGAAAGUGAUUCUGGAGAUGCUCCCAAUGCUGCUUUGGAAGACGAAGAAACUCCUGCAGAAGGCUUCCAUACAAAGGGAGAUGAAGAGAGUGAGGACGCUGAGGAAGAUGAUAAAGAAGAGGAGGCAGAGUCAGAAAACAUGCAGAAGAAAAAUGUGUUUGAUGAUGGAAAGCUGAGGGUCAGGAUACAACGUAUAGAUGCCAGACAACUGGCCAAAGCAAAAGAUAAGGCAACUUACAAAGAGCAGGAAUUGCACUCAGAGGAUAAAGCGAAGCUUGAAAGUGCCCUGAAGGAGCGGUUGCAAAAAGCUGGACUUGAUACUGAAGGAAGAAAAAUAGAAGUCAAAAUAAUCACUGCUGGCUUCUUCGAUGAUGAUGAAGAAAAGGAUCUGAAAAUGCUGUCGCCUGAAGAAACUCAGCAAUUUCAAAAUAUGAUUGUUACAUUAUUGAUGGGUAAUCAAGAAGCUAUUCAGGAAGUAGAGAGACAAGAACGGCUCGAGAAGAACUAUCAGUUCGUCUGGGGUGAAGAUCUCAGUGUAAAAUCUGAAAACGACGACAGCGACCGGUAGCCACAGCCUUCCACCUCCAACAGGGCAGGAGUCUAGUCAGAUGCAUUUUUCCUACACCAGCCAUUUUCAUCCCUUUCUUGAAGAUGAAGCUACAAGAACAGAAGCCAAGAAAAUAGGAAACUUUUUAUUGUCUCACUAUGCCUUUUCAUUGUUCCACAGGUGCUUUCAGGAGAAACUGUCAUUGCAUUCAUAAUAAAUAGCUGGUUGGAAAAGAU